Molecule: messenger RNA, 294 nt
Organism: Alternaria hordeiaustralica
Lineage: Eukaryota; Fungi; Ascomycota; Dothideomycetes; Pleosporales; Pleosporaceae
Exons: 2
Coding region: 1-294 (97 amino acids)
Source: RefSeq, a predicted model, not a curated record
AUGGAGCCCUCGAGCUCGCGCGAGCCACCAUGGGCAGAGCAUGAAAAGGCCGAUCGGUUCGCUCCAGCCAGAUGGCAUUUGACAGUCUCGCAACCAAUUUCGUCGCGCCUGGACAAGAUUACCGACGCCCUCAGCUACCUGCCCCAAUGGUAUAUCCUGCGCCCGACCUCUCGAGAAAACGACCCCAUCAGCAAGAAGCCUCCACGCCCAUUGGCCGCCUACUACAACCUCGACCCCCUCAUUCCUACCCUGGAGAUUUUAUGCCUGCCGGCCCUGCCUACACAUCUACUAUAA